UAGAGAGAUCAGUUCUUCUAAAUGUAUAAUUCUGAUUUGUUAUAAAUAAAUGAAUGUGUUUCAAAAAAAUUGGGAAAAAAAAGUCAUUUCCUUGAAAAAAAAACUGUUUAAAUAUAGAAAUGGAAUAUUAUUGGUUAGGAAGAGAGGAAAUUGACUAUUAUAUUGGAAGAACGUCAGACGAAACGUUAAACGCAGUCUCUGGAGCGGUGUCCGGUAUUUUUUCUAGUAUUAUUGUUUGUCCAUUGGGUAAAAAAAAAACAAAAAUAAUUUUUGAAAGAGAAAUGAAUGAUUUUUUUUAAAAAAUAGAUGUAAUUAAAACAAGGCUUCAAUUAAGAUCAAAUAAUUAUGUUGUUGGGGGGGAGAUGAAAGCAUAUAAAGGGUUUUAUAAUACACUUUUAAGAAUCUGGUUUGAGGAGGGGAUUCGAGGGUUUUAUAGAGGUCUUGGCCCACUCAUGGCAGGAUAUUUUCCUACAUGGGGUAUUUAUUUUACAAUAUAUGAACGUUGUAAAGAUAUUUAUGGUCGUUCUUAUAAUUCAGAAUCUAUACAAAAAGCUUCUUUGAUUGUAAAUAUGAAAUCAGCUAUUACAGCAGGUUCUAUUUCUUCUAUUUUAACGAAUCCUAUUUGGAUUGUUAAAACAAGAUUAAUGAGUCAGAAUUCUCAUUCGUAUAUAUAUUACCGAAAUACAUUUGAUGCUUUUAGGAAAAUGUAUACAAAUGAGGGUAUUUUUUCAUUUUAUAAAGGGUUGGUGCCUUCUUUGAUUGGUGUAACGCAUGUUGCUAUUCAAUUUCCUUUAUAUGAAUUUCUUAAAGAUGUAUUUUUCAUUGAUAUUGUGGAUUUUGAAAAACCGUUGUUGUUUAAAGUUGUUUUAGCUUCAGUUAUAUCUAAAAUGGUUGCUGGUUCUAUUACUUAUCCUCAUGAGGUUAUUCGUACGCGUAUUCAAACUCAAAUGUAUCAUAAAGAUUCUCCAAAGAUUCAAUAUCGGGGGGUGUUUCAUACUUUUUGUCGAAUAUAUUAUGAAGAGGGCUGGAAAAGUUUUUAUUCUGGUAUGGGUACUAAUCUUAUUCGAACUGUACCUGUAUCUAUGGUUAUGCUUUUGACAUUUGAAAUACUAAAUAAGUGGUUAUUUCAGAUUAAACACCGUCAUCAUGAGUACAUUAAUUAAUAUAAUUCAUAUACAAGUGAUUGUCUGGAUAUUUAUAUAAUUAUAAAGCAAUAUUAUUCGAUUUUUCUUGUAUUAUAUAUUUUGAUGAUUUCAUAAAAUCUAUUAUAAAUUAAAUAAUGGAUAUAUUAAAUUAUAUCGGUUUUUUAUGAAAUAUUUAAUUGUAUUUAUGAGG
Molecule: messenger RNA, 1335 nt
Organism: Pneumocystis murina B123
Lineage: Eukaryota; Fungi; Ascomycota; Pneumocystomycetes; Pneumocystales; Pneumocystaceae
Exons: 6
Coding region: 363-1163 (266 amino acids)
Biological process (GO): pyrimidine nucleotide import into mitochondrion
Cellular component (GO): mitochondrion
Molecular function (GO): pyrimidine nucleotide transmembrane transporter activity
Source: RefSeq, a predicted model, not a curated record